Cygnus olor (mute swan) is the source of this 1872-nucleotide messenger RNA. RefSeq names its product phosphatidylinositol-4-phosphate 5-kinase like 1 (gene PIP5KL1). NCBI's taxonomy places the organism in Eukaryota, Metazoa, Chordata, Aves, Anseriformes, Anatidae. The record is from RefSeq and is a predicted model, not a curated record. Gene Ontology annotation, biological process: phosphatidylinositol metabolic process. Gene Ontology annotation, molecular function: phosphatidylinositol kinase activity.
AUGCCCUGGCUCACAGAGGAAGCGUUCGGCUCCCCCUCUGUGCACCGCUGCCCCCCUCGCCCCGUCCCCGCAGCCACCACGGGCACCCCGUCUCCCCCCAGGCUGCUGCAGCAGGGGGAACCCCAGCGAGCUGCCCGCCCGGCGGGGGGGCUCCGGCUCUUCCAGCGGGGGCACCAGCGACACGACCGCCUCGGCCUCUUCGAGAUCGGCCCCGAGCACGAGUUCUCCCUCCUGACCUGCCGGCUGCGCGCGGGGCUCAGCGCCGCCACCCAGGUGGCCACUGACCACCCGCCCGCGGUGAGAGCCCUCCCCGCGCCCACCCGGGGUCCUGCACUGCCCCCCUGGGGGCACACUCCCCCCCAUGUCCCCCCGCCCCAGGACACCCCCUGCGACGGCGACUGCGCGGCAGUGCUGAGGCAGCCCCGCGAGGUAGGAGCCGUGGGGGUGCCCCUGCGCUCCCGGCCGUGCCGCGGCUCACCGCGUGUGCCGCUGCCGCCGCAGGGCUUCGAGCUGCACACCUACGCCGGGCCGGCCUUCGCCCGCCUGCGGCGCGCGCUGGGGCUGCCGGAGGAGCAGUACCAGGCGGCGCUGAGCUCGCGGUACUUCCAGUUCGUCAGCAACUCCAAGAGCAAGGCCCGCUUCUUCCUGACGCAGGACGGACGCUUCUUCCUGAAGACGCAGACGAAGCAGGAGAUGCGCUUCCUGCUUGCCAGCCUGCCCCGCUACCUCCGGCACCUCGAGGCGUUCCCCCACUCGCUGCUCGUCCGCCUGCUGGGUGGUGUCCAUCUGUCCUUGGUGCCUGGUGUCUGUCUGUCCUGGGGAACGCGGUGUCCAUUUGUCCUGGGGAACAUUGUGGCUGUCCUUGGUGCCUGGUGUCUGUCUGUCCUGGGGAACGUGGUGUCCGUCCAUCCCUGGUGCCCGGUGUCCAUCUGUCCGGCGCCUUCCCCCCCACGCCGGGCUGGCUGUCGGGACGGAGCCGCUCGCCCCCCCCGCAGGUACGACAUCAAGGGCUGCCGCGUGGACCGCUGGGCCGAGCCCGCGACCGCCGUGGUGUCGAAGGACCUCAACUCCGAGGGCAAGUCCCUCGUCCUGGGCGCCCAGCGGCCGUGGCUGCUGCGGCAGCUGGAGCUCGACAGCCGCUUCCUGGAGGAGCUGCGGGUGCUGGACUACAGCCUGCUGCUGGCCGUGCAGCCCCUGCUCCCCGACGGGCGCGCGGCACGGUGAGUGGUGCCCGGUGAGGGGGCAACGGGCUGGAGCCCCCCCCGUGUCCCUGCUCCCCAGAACCAGCGCCCGCUGCCCGGCGGCAGCAACCCCCUGCACUGCAUCGACGGGCCGCAGCGGCGCUACUCGGGGGGGGGGCUGGUGGAUCUCUUCACCGCCUACACCUUCCGCAGGCGCCUCGAGCGCCUCUGGAAGAGGAUCCGCUACCGGGACGGGUCCUUCUCCACCCUGCACCCCGCUGCCUACGCCCGGCGGCUGUGCCGGUGGGUGGAAACGCACAGCGAGUGACGGCCGCGCUCGGGGCCCGCCUAAAACCCCAUUCCUGCACCAGAAGCUGAGCGGAGAUGUAUUGUUUGGGGUGUGGACGGAGGGCACCUGCCACCCGCUCGCCUGCCCAGAAGUGUCCCCAGAAAUGCUGCCCUGCCCCGGGCUGAGCCUCGUGGGGCUGCGUGCCCGCCCCAGGGCGUUCGGCUCCCCGUGGGAUAAGCGGGGAAUGCCGCGCUGCAAAGGGCAGCGGCCCUAAAAAUAACCCUGCGGGAGCAGCCGGCAGCAUCACGAGGUGGCCGUGCUCCGGCCCAGGCUGAAGGUCAGGGCGCUGGGUGUGCCCCGUGCGGCUCGAGGUGCCCUCAGCACCGCGCUUUGUGCCUCAGU